AUGGCUGAUCAAGGGGAACUGUAUGAGAAGUCUUGGAUUCUUCGGCACGUUCUAGACUGGUACAUAGAGUCUCAGGAGACAGUAGCAAUAGUAAGAAAGCUGAAACUUUUAUCUGAGAAAAUCGAAAAUUCCAAAAGAAAACCGACGCAGUUGUUUUAUACUGGCAGUGGUGGUGAGGGAUCAACUGUUUUAGGCUCGGAUACAGACAUGAUGUUUGCAUAUAGAGAUGUCAUAGUUUUAUAUCCAGGUCAAGCUGAAUGGAAUCCAUCGGAAAGUAGCAAUGAAACUAUUUUGAUAAUGAGAGAUGCUGACAGCAGACCAGGCUAUGUAACUCUAGAAUUACUUCAUCUUGGAAAAAAGGCUCCAAAAUGUUUGAUCAAAGCAGUUUGUCAGCAAAGUGAUAAAAAGUUUAUAUCAAGCGAAAUAUUCACCCAGUCGUGUACAGAAGAAAUGGAUGGCAUCUUUCAGUUACAAAUGGAAUCCCAUGGACCAGCUGCUACAAUUAGAGAUGAGCACAGCAAUACACAUUUUGAUGCAGAUACGGUGCUUGCUUUCUCGUUCCAUAACUGGCCUAAGGAAGCAGAGGAAUGGGUAUGUAGGCCUCGCUUCCAUAACUGGCCGGAUAAAACUUUGAUGGACCAGAUAGUACAAGGUGGCUGCCAUAUUGUUCCUGUAGGAGAUAAAACGUCUGAUGACCCAUUCCUACAAUGGAGGAUUUCUUUCGUAAUCGCAGAGAGGAAAUUAAUUCAUUCCCUCAAUCAUGUCCAAUUUUUAGUUUACGGACUUUUCAAAUGUGUCCUGAAACAAAUUUCUGAAAUGUUAAAACAGUUGCUAGGGAACACAGAAAUCCUGUCGUCCUAUAUUGUAAAAACUGUUAUAUUACACGCUGUGGAAAACACGCCUGAAUCACUAUGGCAGGAAAAACACACAUUCCUCUGUUUCAUGUUCUGUUUAAACACGCUAAUAUCCUGGGUGAAGGCAGGAUACUGUCCGAAUUACUUCAUCACCAACAACAAUAUGUUCCUCGGCAAAGUUCAUGGUCAAAAUCAAACAAAACUUGUCCGCUUUCUUAUCGAUUUCCAUGACAUGAAAUGGAGCUGUCUGUCAGUGGGGACUUUUCUGCAGCCAACAAUAGGAGAGAUUGUUGACGAUGUUUGUAACGGAGGAUGGGAAAUAAUAACGCCUUCUCCAACAGAUUGUGAUAGUGAUGUUCACAUCAUUGGGAUCGCGUUAAAACCAACAUACCCAGCGGAUCUACUUUCCGUGUUUCAACCACUAUUAUCAGAAUCAGAAUCAGAAUCGGAUACUGAUGAAUUCCUGGAUUGUGCACUUGCAGCACGAGUGAUGUGGUUUUGGGGAAUGGUAUUAUUUGAGAAACACACUGCAGUGAGGGGAAACAAACAGAAGUACAAAUAUCUUCGAAAAUGCAGAAAUCUACUUUCACCGUUUGCCUCCAUUUGUAAAAGUCCAGGAUCAUUGAUGCUAGCCACAUAUUACUACCAGAUUGGGAAUUACAUGAAAGCACUUGAGUUAUGUGGAAAUCUGAUAUCGUCACCUCACGUUUUUCUUGGUCUUGGUACAUAUCUAAAUGGUAUGGAGAGGUAUGAAGACCUCUAUUGUGGGCGUGGCUAUACUUUAAUUCAGAAAUCCCGAGAGGUAUUUUUAUCAAAUAUCGUGUUCAUGCCAAAUGCUCCGCACUUCUGUCCGCCUCAAUUACACGAGGAAGUCGCAAAAGAUGGCAAAUCAUUGUUCAAUUUCAUUCCUCCGCUCCCCUAUGCGGUAUUCCUCUCUUUUCUUUGUUACCAUGAACUUGGUGACAUCCGGAGACGUGAUAUAGCAAUGAGAAAUCUUCGGGCCGUGAAAUAUGACAGAGAACAAGGGGUUGGUCAAUACUGGAUUGUGCACAAUUUUUUGGGGAUAUGCUAUGAAAUAAUGAGGGAUAAAGGGAAGGCACUCAGGGAAUACAGAAAUUCUCUAGGUGUUCGGAACUUAAGCAAGGCUCAAAACCCAGCCAAGAAAAAAAUACAACGUUUACAGAAGGAAUAG
Molecule: messenger RNA, 2046 nt
Organism: Ylistrum balloti
Lineage: Eukaryota; Metazoa; Mollusca; Bivalvia; Pectinida; Pectinidae
Exons: 1
Coding region: 1-2046 (681 amino acids)
Source: RefSeq, a predicted model, not a curated record